UUUAGCUUCACCGGUAUCAACAAAUUUGACACGAUGAUUUUAUUAUCAAUAGUUGGAAAUUUUUACAGAACUGUGCAGCGUUCAUCGCUAAAAUUCAACAGUUUACUUUCACUUUUACUCUCACUAUCGCUUUUUACCAAUUGCAUGGGCAUUGGGGAAGUUAUUUGGGCUGUCAACUGUGGGGGUGAGGCCCACACUGACAUUCAUGGCAUUAGGUAUCAGGAAGAUAAAUUGAAAGUUGGGAUAUCAUCCGAUUAUGGAAAAUCAUUGGAGAUUCGUAGAAUUGUGCCACAAGAUCAAAUUCUGUACCAAACUGAACGAUAUAACAUGAAUACUUUCGGAUACACCUUUCCGCUGUCCAAGGAUGGAAAUUAUGUGCUUGUUCUAAAAUUUUCUGAAGUGUGGUUUACUUCUCCAGGUCAAAAGGUUUUUGAUGUGAUGCUGAAUGGGCAACAUACAAUAAGUCACGAUUUAGAUAUUUAUGCGAAAGUCGGAAGAGGAGUUGCUCACGAUGAAAUAGUGCCUUUCCAAAUACGAGGCGGAAAGCUGAAAGUUAAUGGGGAAACUUCGGAUAUCAGUGAUGGGAAAAUCAGUGUAGAAUUCGUUAAGGCUGACUAUGACAACCCCAAGAUUAAUGCGAUGUAUGUAAUGCGAGGAACAGUAGAUGAUGUACCAAAACUCGCACCAUUACAAGGACUUGAUGGAAAUGUGGAAGAAGAGGAGGAGGAAGAAGAAGAAAUAGUCAAUGAUUCAAAACAGAAACAGAACAUCCGUCCAUCUGGACCAAAAGUUAAGGACCCUUACUCUACUGAUGAUACUAGCACAAUGCUCUUGCCCGUUUUUGUUGCUGUCGGUGCAUUUAUUCCAUUACUGUUCUGUUUAUGCAAAUUGUAGUUUUAAGCCACACUAGACUUUGAAUGUUUAACAAUUGUAUACUUGGAAAACUUACAUUUAUUUCAAUUUUCACCUUUUCAUUUUUGAUUUUAAUUGUUUUAGUGAUUCGUUUAUGUGUUUGCAUCUUUUUGAUCCUAAAAUUCUGUUGAUAAGAAUACUUGUGGGAAUUCCAUAGUUAUUGUAAUUGUUGUGUUUUGCUAUAAGACUAAUUUACUAUUGCAAAAUUUCAGUUGGUUCAUACCUGUGUCUGUGUGAUUUGCGUUAUCUUUGGUUUCAUUGUACUGGCUGUCUUAGAUAUGUUAAAAAUUCCAUUUCAUUGUGACUAACAGGAAACAGAUUUUGCUCAUGAUGUUAUGUUAGAUUUUCCGUUGUCUUGACAAUUUAAACAUUUUCUCAGGGUUAUCAAUAAGUUAGUUUAAUUUGCUUUUUAAUUAACAUUAUCAGCUUCUACAGGACUCGGCCAUUCAAGAAUAAUGUCACAAACAUGUUAAGACUAAAAUAAGAGUGUUUGAACCAUUUCUGUUAAAAAACUAGCAGAUAUGCCCUAAUAUUGACAAUGAUAAUGGAGAAAAUUGUAGAGCAUAGUGAAAUUAGUAGUUUUCAGUUGAGGAUUAGAUCACCUUAAGUGAUAGCUCUAGAUAAGUGUAACUUUUACCUUUAGCCUGCUAAAUUUCUAAAUGGACUGGUCUAUCAUUCAGUUUGGGCAGUACCAUUGAUUAUUCCAAGGGGUGUUCACUGAAAAUUUAUUGACUGAAUAGCGAACAGUGCAGACCAUGAACAGCCUGAUCUUGGUCUGCACUGGUCACUCGCAAUGGCAAAAUCACUGUUUGGAAAACUAUGUACUCAUUGUCUAGCUCUUUAACUUGAACUCUUACCAUGCUGGACACGUUUGAUUUUGCCUUUGCAACCAGUGUAGAACAUAAUCGGCCUGCACAUCUGUGCAGUCUGAUCAUGAUCUGCACUGUUUGCUAUUCAGCCAGUAUCCUUUUGGUAAGCACCCCAUUUAACAGUUAAUGAUACUGUCCAAAUUGGAAGAUAGACUAGUUCAUUAUAGA
Molecule: messenger RNA, 1949 nt
Organism: Mercenaria mercenaria
Lineage: Eukaryota; Metazoa; Mollusca; Bivalvia; Venerida; Veneridae
Product: malectin-A-like
Exons: 4
Coding region: 34-894 (286 amino acids)
Cellular component (GO): membrane
Molecular function (GO): carbohydrate binding
Source: RefSeq, a predicted model, not a curated record